GGCAACAGCCCCUCCUGCCCGGCACAGAUGUGGCUGCUCCUGACGUCAUAGGAAGGCGCCGGUUACCCAAGAGGCGGUGGAAGACUCUGCACGUGGGCUCGAAUUUGGAAACUUUCUGGCUGGGCCAUGGAUACGCCGCUAAGGCGCAGCCGGCGGCUGGAAGGCCUAGAACCUGAAUCCCCCGAGAGCCCCACCACAGUUUCGCGGGCGAGACGGGCCCUUGUGGAGUUUGAGUCGAACCCAGAAGAAACGAGAGAGCCCGGGUCACCUAGGAGUGUGCAGCAAGCUGGCCUGAGAUCCCCCCAACGUCAGCCGGAGACAUGCCCGGGAUCUCCCAGUCGGCAGCAGAGUGCGGCCUUGGGGUCCCCCCAAAGGGAGCCAGAGCCGGGCGCAGGGGCCCCCGAAAGGGAGCCAGAGCCGGGCGCAGGGGCCUCCGAAAGGAAGCCAGAGCCGGGCGCAGGGGCCCCCGAAAGGGAGCCAGAGCCGGGCGCAGGGUCCCCCCAAAGUGAGCCAGAGCGGGGCGCAGGGUCCCCCCAGCGUCAGCAGGAUCUGGGCCUGGAAUCGCUCCAAAGACAGCCAGAGGCGAAUCCCGAAUCCCCCCGACGUCAGGCAACGCCAAAUGAGGAGUCACCAAAAUUCUCUCAGGGCCUGGGAGAACUGGCCUCGGACUUGGCCCAGAGUAAGGAGGAGCCGAGCCCGGAAGCCCCGCAAAAUCAGCUGCAGCCAGGCCCAGGAUCACCAGAGCCUUAUCCAGGUCAGCAAGCACCGGGUCCGGAGCCCUCGAGGCCACUACAGGAGCUGACACCUGAAGCACCAGGCUCCCCACAGGGUCAGCACGAGCCAAGCAAGCCACCUCCGGUAGGUGAGACGGUGACAGGCGGCCUCGGGGAGAAGAAGCGAAAAAGUUCUUCAGCCCAGGACCCAGUGUGCAAGAAGUUGAAGGAGGAGAAGGAGGAGCUUCCUGUAAUCCCGAAAGGGAAGCCCAAAUCGGGGCGGGUAUGGAAGGACCGUUCCAAGAAAAGGUUCUCCCAGAUGGUUCAGGACAAGCCCCUGCGCACAUCCUGGCAGCGGAAGAUGAAGGAACGGCAAGAGAAGAAGCUAGCCAAGGACUUCGCCCGGCACUUGGAGGAGGAGAAGGAGAGACGCCGGCAGGAGAAGAAACAGCGCAGAGCUGAGAACCUGAAACGCCGCCUGGAGAACGAGCGGAAGGCAGAGAUUGUCCAAGUGAUCCGAAACCCCGCCAAGCUCAAGCGGGCGAAGAAGAAGCAGCUGCGCUCCAUUGAGAAGCGGGACACCCUGGCCCUGCUGCAGAAGCAGCCGCCCCAGCGGCCCACAGCCAAGAUCUGAGCUCAAGACGCCUGCCAUGGCCAAAACCCGUGUCAGACACAGCACUCUCGCCCACUGGUCAGACGCCUCUUCUGGAGCUGGCUGUCCAACUCCCUGGCUCUAAAACAGGGACCUUACCCCAGCCAGGGCUCCUACGCCUUUGAAGGCUUGUGGACAGAGGCCCCAAGAGGAACCUGGGACCUGGCAGAGAUGGGCGAGGGAAGAGGUUCAACCCCCCUCCCUCCUUCUCUAAGUGCCUUCCGUCCAAGAACAGUAAAUUCUCUGGUUCCUCAGUGAGCUGGUGAUGGAGAGUGACUCCUCCCACCAGGCCUGGCGGCCAGCAGUCAGGAAUCCACUCCCUGCACACUUUCCGAAGCUGCUGCGGCUACCUCUGAGCCCCACUGACCCUGUCACCCAGCAGACCGAAUCCAGUGCCUCCCCACUUUCAACACAGAAGGAUUCAAAUAGGGAGGUUGCUGCGAGGAGCGGGGUUUCUCUCUAGCUCCCCCUUUUCCAAACCAGCUUCUGCAGAAGCCCCAAAGACCUAAGUCAUGCUCAGCCAGUCUACAACAAAUAUUUAUGGAAUGCCUCUCGUGUACAGGCACAAUUCUAAGCACUAGGGAAACAGACAAAAGCCCCUGCCCUCCAUGGCUUUCAUUCUGAUGGGGAGAACAUAAUAAACAAGUAGAACACUGUG
Microcebus murinus (gray mouse lemur) is the source of this 2023-nucleotide messenger RNA. It is a transcript of the gene CCDC86, whose product is annotated as coiled-coil domain containing 86. Gene Ontology annotation, cellular component: nucleolus. NCBI's taxonomy places the organism in Eukaryota, Metazoa, Chordata, Mammalia, Primates, Cheirogaleidae. The record is from RefSeq and is a predicted model, not a curated record.